AUGAUGUUGACAGUCUUAAAGGAUAUCUUUUAUCGAAUGACUAUUGACUAUACUUUAUUUAAGGCUUAAAUUUAAUUGAUUGACUCUGGAUAAGAUGGACUAACCAUAUACAUUGUUAGAAUAUUCUUAAGUUUAUACUUAAUAAUAUUAUAUUUUAUAACUAAUAAAUUGAAGAAAUAUAAUAUACAUAAUCUAGAUCUAGCUUUAACUGGUCUCUACUAUGUGAGUGCAUUUUUAACAAUGUUCUUUGUUACUUUUAACAAUUAACAGAGAUUCCUUAUAUCUGAUAAUGCUGAAGCCUAUUUCUUUGCAUUUUCAGCUGUAAACUAAUUGUCAUUAAAAUUCAAAUAUAUGUUUUUCUAUAUUUUAUUACAAUAAGCUGCAUGGUUUGUUUAGCUUCUUCUACAUGAACAUAAUAAUUUAUUAGUAUUUAUAGUGUUAUCUACAAUAAUCUUGGUAAUAGUCUCACAUAACAAUUUUGAAUUGACAAUUAAAAAUUUUAAUAGCGCUGCCAAUGAAAAUCUGAAAAAGAGCAGAGAGAUUCUUUACUAACUCAUUUAUUGCCGUCUCGUAUUUUAACAAGGUUCUAUUAGAAUAGCAAAAUUAAAUUGGAAUUAUCAGAUGUUUUAAUAGAUGCAACUCUUUUGUUUGCUGAUAUAAGUGGAUUCACAGCAUACUCAGCAAAGUCUCAGCAGAAUAAGUUGUAAAAAUGCUCAGGGAAUUGAUGACAUCAUUUGA
Messenger RNA from Paramecium tetraurelia, 738 nucleotides. RefSeq lists its product as uncharacterized. The record is from RefSeq and is a predicted model, not a curated record. NCBI's taxonomy places the organism in Eukaryota, Ciliophora, Oligohymenophorea, Peniculida, Parameciidae. The transcript has a single exon.